Molecule: messenger RNA, 419 nt
Organism: Rubroshorea leprosula
Lineage: Eukaryota; Viridiplantae; Streptophyta; Magnoliopsida; Malvales; Dipterocarpaceae
Source: the annotation of a GenBank genome assembly
UUGGAGAUGAAGAAAAGGAUUGGGAUUGAGUAAAAUGGGAUGACAAGUAGUCAAACAGAAGCAUGCUAGUUUGUGUUUAUGGCUCCAUUUUCUGUGUUUCUGUUGGUAAAUAAAAAGGCCAAGAGGGCACUUGGUUGUGCCUUUGUGGCUGUUGGAUUGCAUUGCGGUUCGUACCUGUUUGAUGUGUGUGGGUGUGGCUACUUAGAUGUGCCCAUUGUUGUAUUGGAUCCUUUUUUUGAACACGGUUGAAACGUUGUUGUAUUGGAUCUUUUGUUUAGGUUAGUAUUAACUUGUUAUUUUGUUAAUUUAAAAUGUCCCCUUUUUCUCUGUCCUUUGAUUUAAAGUUCUAAGAUUGGCUGAGAGGGAUAGAAAGUAGAUUUUGAGAACAUUUUAACAAUAAAUAAAUAAAUAAUUUCAAU